Messenger RNA from Drosophila willistoni, 1180 nucleotides. RefSeq lists its product as uncharacterized. Lineage: Eukaryota; Metazoa; Arthropoda; Insecta; Diptera; Drosophilidae. The transcript has 3 exons. The record is from RefSeq and is a predicted model, not a curated record. The coding region runs from base 466 to 1053 and encodes 195 amino acids.
AUGCCAACGCUAUUUUUUAUGGAUUAUAGCGUUGCCAGCCUGUUGUUUUUUUUAGCGCUUUGUUUGAUCUGUAUUACGGUGCUGCUCUGGCAGCUGACCAUUCGUCAGCUUGGCUAGCCUCUUAUUUAAAACUUUUGUUUGAUUCAAAGGAUUCAAAGGAUUUGCCGUAUUUACCGAGAGUAACUGCCAGACAAACAGCAAGCAGCAGCUCUCAGAGUGCUCCGAGUUGUCAGAUUGAAUGCAAAUGUAAAGUCCAAAAAUAUAUAACGUCUUAAAUUCGUGACCACCAAUGUAUACAUAUUUUGGCGCACCAUCUAUAAAAAAAAUACUAGUCAAUUUAACCCAUCUAUUGCUUUACAGCACUGGAAUUGUUUUGCAAAGUCCAACACCGCAGAAAAAACGUCAAAAUUUAUAAACGAAGAAUUACAUCCCGAAAAGGUUCAAGGAUUAGAGUUAGAAUUAGAUAUGUAUGUGGUUUCAAGAUCAAAGCAGGAACUGUCUCAAAUGAUCUCUACUAUAAGGACUGAUAAUUACUCAUGGGAGCGGAUCAUCCAAAAAGGACGCGUUGCACUAAGGAAAAUUGCAUCGGUGCAAUUAAAUAUGGCGGCCAAUGAAGAUCUAUGGCAUAUCGAAAGCAGAUCAAAGAAAUUACUUGUUCUGGAACAACGUUUUAGCGCGCUUACUCAGCGCUUGGAAAAUUUGUAUGCGUCAAUGGACCAAUAUCUGCAGGAUUUGAGCAAGAUAAGGGACAACACUCACCGCAUGCUAAGUCAAACAUCCAUAUUGAAAGAUGACGAAAUACUAGCUCAACACAAAAUAGCCGGAAAGCUCAGUAUCACACAGUUGACGGAGUUCUUGGAUUUUCUAUAUCAUCGUUAUGAUGCUGAGUGGGAAGUUAAGGAUAUGGUUGCAAGGGAAAUUCAAAACUCUAGGGAUUCUUCUGAUAUCGCUUUUUUGGUAACAACUUGGAAUAACUGUCCCCAUGCUGGCGGAACUGAGUUUAUAGAAAAGUUCAAUUUAUUUUACAAGAGGAUGGGUCGUCGUUUUGUCUGACGAUCAUAACGGGGAAUGGUGACUCCACCCAGUAAGACUAAUUAGUUUGCAAGGAUACUGCACACUUCGCAUAUAUAAUUACAUUUAUUUCUCAUGUCUCUCGAAAAUAAAAUAUCUUAUCGUUUUA